UCUAACAGUAAAAACGUACUGAUUACUAUUUAAAUAUACUGCUGAAAUCUCAUUUCAGGAUCUCAAGAAAUUGAGUCCAGUGUAUUACUUCCCUCAUCUAUAUAAUCUCAAAGGAUUUAUCCCUAACUCAUUCACUCUUAAGCUUAUUCAUUUUAUUACCCUGAUCACUUAAUCAACCCUAAGCCUACUUCAGAAGCACAUCUUUAGUUUUCCAAGUCAUAAAAUGGAGAUUCCAAAACUGGAACCAGGAAAAUGGGAAGAAAUACUAGGAAGCAAGAAUUGGGAAGGGCUACUGGAACCUCUAGAUUUGAACGUGCGCCAACUUAUUCUCCGUUGCGGUGACUUCUGUCAGGCAACUUAUGAUUCAUUCAUAAGCGAUCAGCACUCAAAAUAUUGUGGUGGUUGUCGUUAUGGAAAGAAAUCAUUUUUCGAAAAACUUGCAAUGGAAUCAGCUGCAAAUGACUACUUUGUGGAUUCGUUCCUCUAUGCAACUUCACCUACGGUGCCCUUAUUUUCAUUCUCGUUCUCAGAAGAAGCGUGGGAUCGUGAAUCGAAUUGGAUUGGUUAUAUUUCUGUGAGCACUGAUGAAGUUAGCAAAAAACUUGGAAGACGAGAAAUAUACAUAGCAUGGCGUGGUACAACAACAACUCUUGAAUGGAUGAAUGUGUUUGAUGCGGAAAAGGCGUCAGUUAAGCCAUUAUUGAGGCCGAAAACCCUUAAUACUAAAACAAGUGCUACUGAGAAGCAUACUACUGAAGAAAGCCACUGGUAUGACAUUUUCAUUCGCGGUCCAGAUGAAGAUACUGAUGCUGAUGACGAAGAAAAUAUACCCGAAGUUAUGAAGGGUUGGCUUACAAUUUACAAUUCUGACAACCAAAAAUCCCCGUUCACAAAGACAAGUGCGAGAACCCAAGUUCUCUCGAAGAUCAAAAGACUUGUCACGAUGUACAAAGAUGAAAAUGUAAGUGUAAUACUAACUGGACACAGCCUCGGUGCAAGUUUAGCAAUCUUAUGUGCAUUUGAUUUAGUUGAAAACGGGUUAUCUAAAAUACCUGUGACGGCUAUCGUAUUUGGUAGCCCGCAAAUUGGUGAUAAAGCUUUCACUGAUAAGGUUAUGACUUUCACUAACCUUCGGAUAUUGCACGUGAAGAACACGAUUGAUCUUAUACCGCUCUAUCCAAGUGCCCUAUUAGGUUUUGCUUAUACAGGGACAGAAUUUGAAGUCGAUACUCGAAAAUCAACGAGUUUAAAGGAUUCCAGUAAUCCUAGCGACUGGCAUAACCUGCAAGCUAUACUCCAUAUAGUUGCUGGUUGGAAUGGAAAAGAAAAGGAAUUUGAAUUGAAAGUGGACAGAUGUGUUGCAUUGGUUAAUAAGUCUUGUGACUAUCUGAAAGAUGACCAGUUAGUUCCAGCGUCAUGGUGGAUAGAGACGAACAAAGGAAUGGUGCUUGAAGGCGGGAAAUGGGUUAUGGGUCCACCAGAUGAAGAGCACAUACCUGUUCCUGAAUCUUACUAAGCCUUCAUAUAUUGUCUUAAUCUAUUUUCUGUUUCUAAAAUAUUUGUAAUUUUUUCUUUUACUUUUAUUUGAAAAUAAGGGAGCUUGGGGUGGAAAAUACAAGUUCCCAUGCUUGAUGGAGAGUAAUUUGGAUUCCAGAUAAGAAGGAUAUGUGUGGUGUACUCGAUUUUAAUAAUGUAUUUUGUGUGCAAGACAUAAAUUUUAUAUUUACAUUUUCCAGGAA
Molecule: messenger RNA, 1739 nt
Organism: Papaver somniferum (opium poppy)
Lineage: Eukaryota; Viridiplantae; Streptophyta; Magnoliopsida; Ranunculales; Papaveraceae
Product: phospholipase A1-IIdelta-like
Exons: 1
Coding region: 224-1516 (430 amino acids)
Biological process (GO): lipid metabolic process
Molecular function (GO): glycerophospholipid phospholipase A1 activity
Source: RefSeq, a predicted model, not a curated record